This is a messenger RNA of Brassica rapa (field mustard), 2537 nucleotides long. RefSeq lists its product as uncharacterized. The record is from RefSeq and is a predicted model, not a curated record. Lineage: Eukaryota; Viridiplantae; Streptophyta; Magnoliopsida; Brassicales; Brassicaceae.
GCUGUCUUAAUAAAGGCCCUCAAAUCCGGAACAUCGCUGGCUGGCCUCUAUGGGGUCCUGGUUGACAUUGUCUCUUUAGCUUCAUCUUUUGAAUGUUGUUCUUUUAAUUGGAUCUCCCGAGUGAGAAAUGUAGAAGCGGAUAUGCUAGCGAAACAGAGUUUGGCUGUUGAACUAGCUUUGAUGGCUCCACCUACUUUGGUCUGAGCUUUUAAUAUAAGUGUGUUUCAAAAAAUAAUCAACAACGAUAACUAUUUUAAAAAUGACCAGCAAGGUUCGAUAUGAAUACGUAAGUCUCUAUUAUUUUAUUAAGAACGCCUAUUGUGUGACUAACAAUCUAACCUAGCCUUAAACUUUGAUCUAACUUUGAUAUUCCCCAUCUUCUUCCCCUUAGAUCUUUGUAUACGAGAGAGAAAAAUGGAAUCUGAGGGAGUGUUGUUACCAUUGAUCCACGAGCAUCCUAUGAUGCCUUGGAAUGAUCUGAGGAGAGGUGAUUGUUGUGGACGAUAUGUAUCUCAGAGUGAUGGCUACUAUUGUAAACUCUGUGAUUUUUUCGUGCACAAGGAAUGUGGCGAGCUCACUGAGUUCAUCAUCGACCACCCAGCUCACCCUGACCACACUCUCCGGCUUCAAGGAAUACGCGGUCACGUAUGCGAUAUAUGCGAAAGGAAAAUCAAGAAUCUGUGCUAUCGUUGUUGUGACGGGUGCGACUUCGACAUGGAUCUACACUGUGCCAAGUACCCACCACCAGAUGUUAUUGACAAUUUCGAGACGCACUCCCACAAGCUCACACUUGUCAAGAAGAAUACCGUGUUCGACUGUUCUGCUAAAUGCGGGAAGGCUUAUGGACUUUCGUACAAAUGUGAAGAAUGUGAUGUAGCCUUUCCUGUGGAAUGUGUAUGGCACCCAGAAGCAUCAGAGCUAAAUUACUCACCAGAGGUAAACCACUCUUACCACUCCUUGCAUCCUCUUAAGUUCCUCACUGGUGAACCACCUGAGUAUUCUGAUGGUAAAUGUCGUCUUUGCGGAACAGAGAUUGGUGAAUUAUUUUAUCAUUGUUCAUCUUGUAACUUCACUGUGGGUUUCCAUUGUGUUCUUAAUCCACCACAAAAAUCUCUUGUUGAUCCGAAAGUGCAUGAUCACCAACUCACCCUUCUUCCACGACUCGAUUCUUUUACUUGUAAUGCUUGCGGUCUGAAGGGAGAUCGAAGCCCUUACGCAUGUUUUGAUUGUGGUUUCAUGAUCCAUCAAGAUUGUCUUGGCCUUCCACGUGUCAUUAACAUCAACCGGCAUGAUCACCGUGUUUCUCGUACUUCCGUUCUUGGUGACGCUGCUAUGAAUUCUGUGUGCGGAGUUUGUCGCAAGAAAGUGGAUUGGACUUGUGGUGGGUUUUCUUGCAAGAGGUGUCCUGGCUAUGUCAUUCAUUCUAAAUGUGCUACCAGAGACGAUGUGUGGAACGGGGAAGAACUAGAAGGAGUACAUGAAGAAGAAGAAGAAGAUACAGAACCAUAUGUGGUGAUAGAUGACAACACAAUACGACAUUUCAGCCAUGAAGAGCAUAACCUAAGACGAAUCCAUGGGAAUGGUAUCAUGUAUGAAGAGCAGAAACGAUGCAAAGCAUGCACCCAUCCCAUCGGUCUCAAAUCCUUUUAUGACUGUAUGGAUUGUGAUUUUUCUCUACAUCAGAAGUGUGCUGAAUGUCCUAAAACGAAACGGCAUGUGCUACACAAUGACCGGCUCACUUUAGUUACAAACGAGGAGCUAGCUGACUUCUUGUGUAAGGGUUGUGAUCUAAACUACAAUGGUUUCAUGUACAAGCAUGGGGAUAUUGAGUUGGAUGUCUUGUGUGGUUCAAUUUCUGAGCCAUUUGUCCAUCCAAGUCAUCCCCACCAUCCCUUAUACUACAUGCCCACAGAAGAUUUUGAAAUAUGCAAUGGUUGCAACAGAAUGGAACUUCAUGUGCUCAGGUGCAUUGAAAUUGAUUGUGUAUUUGUUUUGGGCUUCAAAUGCGCCACUCUACCACAAGUGGUGAAGCACAGAGUAGACGAUCAUCCUCUCUCACUGUGCUAUGGCGAAGAAGAAGAGGCAAGUGGUAAAUAUUGGUGUGACAUUUGUGAGAGAGAAACCAAUCCAAAGGAAUGGUUCUACACUUGUAAAGAUCAGCGGGCUAGUUUGCAUACAAAGUGUGUGCUCGGAGACUUAGGAAGAUUCAUGCCAAGAAGUGUAGUAAAGUUUCAGAAUCGAUCGUUUGAGGUGGUGCUCAAUAAAAGUGUAACUCGCCCAUUUUGCAGCAAGUGUAAGUCUCGUUGCAUUUACCCUAUCAUCCUCAAGUUGCUUGGAAUCUCAGAGACCUCCUUUUGCUCUUUUGAGUGCGCAGUUUUAUUUUAUUGGUUCGGGGAGAAAUAGCGAUAUAAAUGGUUAAAACUAUAAAGUGUAAUAAAGUAUGUCCAUGAGGCAAGAUGUUUAUUCGUUUCAGUUUCUUAUAUUUUCUAUUGGACAAGUUCAUUUCCAUUAUGAUCUCUCUAAUGUGUGUUAUCGUA